AAAAAUAACAGGCCUAUGUGUGUCUGCCUUUACGUCAAAUAUCUUUCACUUUUGAAAGGAAAACAUUUCAAAAUUUUAGGAACCUAUUUUUAGCGUAUAUUAUUCCCACGUUUUAGAUUAAGUUACUUUCUAUAUUUUUAGUUUAGUUUUACUCUUGAAGUGAACUCACUUCGAACAGUAUGGGUCGCAAAUCUCAAUCAAAACAAAAUCCCAAGAAGAAUGCGGGGAAGGAAAACAACAAGUUCAUUCAACAAAAACGUAAAGAAUUAGCAGUUCUCGUGGAUAAGGUGUUAAGAUUGACGAGAGUAUUCCAAGCUUCUACUAAUGUGAUCAAAAGUUGGGAACAUCAUUUGGAAAUUGAUGCUCUCAUUAAAGAAAUAUUGAAUCUAGAGGGUCCUCAGCCUAAAAGUGGCCAGGGCAGGCAUUCAAACAUUGAAAAGUUUAACAAGUGGCUAAGUGAGAAUGAGGUGCAUCUUGAUGGCAUUGAAAUAGCAGAAUUUGAAGGAUAUGAGUUUGGUUUGAAAGCAACUAAAGAAUUCAAAGAAGGUUCACUUCUUCUGACGGUGCCCACCAAAUUAAUGAUGACAGAGAAGAAUGCAAAAGAGUCUGAACUAGGAAGCUUCAUAGAAAUAGAUCCAUUACUGCAAAAUAUGCCAAAUAUAACACUUGCACUGUUCCUGCUAUUGGAGAAAAAUGAUCCUAAAUCAUUUUGGAAGCCGUAUAUCGACAUAUUACCUGACAAAUAUCCUACUAUUCUCUAUUUCACUUUGGAAGAGCUGGCAGAGCUUAAGCCUUCACCAGUGUUUGAUUCGGCCCUGAAGCUCUACAGAAGCAUUGCAAGGCAGUAUGCAUACUUCUACAACACCAUCCACUUAAUGGACUUACCAGUAUUAAAAAAACUCCAAGAAAUAUUUACUUUCGAUAGCUACAGAUGGGCAGUCUCCACAGUGAUGACCAGACAAAACAAUAUCCAGCUUGCUGAUGCUGACGUCACGGCUUUCAUUCCGCUUUGGGAUAUGUGCAACCAUGAACAUGGCAAGAUUACAACGGACUACAACAAGGAAUUGGGUCGUGGAGAGUGCUUCGCCCUACGAGACUUUAAGCCUGGCGAACAAAUCUUCAUAUUUUACGGGUCCAGGCCGAACGCUGACCUGUUCUUACAUAAUGGAUUGGUAUAUCCAGACAACGAACACGAUAGCUUGUCUAUAUCGCUGGGCGUGAGUUCAAGUGACCCGCUCCGCGAGACGAAGCUGUCCCUACUGACCAAAUUGGGUCUUGCGGGCGUCACACACUUCAACUUGUACCGGGGACCCAAUCCCAUCAGUGCUGAACUCUUAGCUUUCAUACGGAUAUUUAAUAUGAAUCAAGAGGAACUAACCAAAUGGUCAGGUCAAGGAUUGCCAGGGGAUUUAGUUUCGUCUGACCCAUCUAGUGCUGAAGCAGUUGGCGCCGACAUCGACCGACGCGCUUACACGUACCUGCUGACACGGUGCAAGCUCAUCGUGGCCUCUUACAAGGAAACUGGAGGUGGCGAUGAUAUUUCACUGCAUAGGAAGAACGUGAAGCUGCUAAAGAAAUGCGAAGUACAAAUGUUAGAGGGUGCCAUGAAGUAUCUGGAAGAGACUAUAAGUAAAGUACCCACCGCUGCUGAGGAGAAAUCAAAAUAAUUAUAAUUAUCUAUCUGAUGAAAAUAAACCUUCUAUCAAAUAUACAUCCUAUAAAGUAUAGAACAAAUGGUUAUUCUAUUACUUGACCAAGAUCAAUGUAAAAUGUAAACAAAAUCAUGAAGGUGGAAUUACGUGUUGAUAGUCCCGUCGCAAACGGACACUCCCGCCUUCUCACUCUAUUCAGUGACAAGCCUACGUGAUAGCAAAUUAUAUAGGGAAGCACAGAAAAUGAUUUUCUACUGAUUUAGUACGACCAGAUGAAAACCUUUAUAGUUUGUUUACAAACAUUUCACAUCUAUGAUGGCAAAUGUAUAAACAUUUGUUCCAACUAUCUUGUU
Messenger RNA from Spodoptera exigua (beet armyworm), 2005 nucleotides. Lineage: Eukaryota; Metazoa; Arthropoda; Insecta; Lepidoptera; Noctuidae. The record is from the annotation of a GenBank genome assembly.